Molecule: messenger RNA, 4152 nt
Organism: Lodderomyces oxycetoniae
Lineage: Eukaryota; Fungi; Ascomycota; Pichiomycetes; Serinales; Debaryomycetaceae
Gene: ZCF13
Product: Zcf13p
Exons: 1
Coding region: 1-4152 (1383 amino acids)
Biological process (GO): DNA-templated transcription; positive regulation of transcription by RNA polymerase II
Cellular component (GO): nucleus
Molecular function (GO): DNA-binding transcription factor activity, RNA polymerase II-specific; RNA polymerase II cis-regulatory region sequence-specific DNA binding; zinc ion binding
Source: RefSeq, a predicted model, not a curated record
AUGGACUCUAAAGAUAUACAGCAAGAUUCUGCAAAAGCAGAAUCUGAUUUGACUCAUCUCAAGUCAACUGAGCAGGAAAUAUUGUCGGAGGAUACGGCCAUCAAUUUGGAGCCCUCAGAGACGUCAAAGAAAUUAAUUGAAGAUCUGCAACCACAGGAAAAUUCCGAUCCCAAUUCAGUCCAAGCAAGACCAUACAAGACUAGAAAUCGUAUCCCGGCAUCUUGUUCUGUUUGUAGGAAGAGGAAAAGUCGAUGCGAUCGUCGACGACCUGUUUGUGGCUCUUGUAUUAAAAGAUCUAUAGCUCAUCUAUGUUAUUAUGAGUCUCCUGAUAGAUCUUUGAGCACUCCUAAUUACUAUGCUGCAAAUCCUUAUACUGACUAUGCAAACCAAUAUCAGCCUCAGCCUCAGCCUCAGCCUCAGCCUCAACCUCAGCCACUGCUGCAACAGCCACUCGGCUUGCAUCCCCAGCUAAAUCAUCAAACACAAUUACCAGGACCGCCAAAACCACUGCCACAAGCUCCAAUACAAGCUCCACUACAAGCUCCAAUAGCUCAUCAACAAGGCCCAUCUAAUCCUCCCCCACCUCCAUUAUCACAAAAUCAUCAUAUUGAGCAUAAUGGGACAAUAAUGCAGCAUCCACAAUUACCGCCUCAACCUUUUAGCCAAAUUCCACAAUCGCCUUUCUCAUCAGAUCCAAUUAAUCAUUUGCCCCCAUAUCCAUAUCUGCAUCAACUGCCAUCUGCAUUUUAUCCGCAAUCUAUGACACAAAGCCCUACUUAUGCUACCCACCCAAUACCGCCUCCAUUACCUAUACCUCCACAACAGCAACAGGAAGUACAACAGCAACAACAACAACAACAACAACAACAACAACAACAACAGCAGCAGCAGCAGCAGUUACACGAACAACAACUAAAUACUAACGGGAAUGGCUCUCAUAAAAUUAACCCACCUCAAUUACCAAUUCCUACUCCUCAAUCACCAGCUCGCAAUUCAUCAGAAGGAAAAUUGAAUACUAAUAGUCCCGCGAAACCAAGUAGUAAUUCAGGAUCACUAAAAUCUAGAAACCAUCAGCAUACUAAUUCUACUUCCGGCUUUCCAUUACCCCAACCACCUUCAGGACCAUCAAAUUCAAAUACGUCUCAAAACCAAAGCCAAGGCCAAUUACAUCAAAUCCUACCCAAAAUGAUCCCAUCACCGCUUGCAAACUUUACGUAUCAUCAAUCUUCACCUUUAGGUUCCAGCGGAGAUAACUAUGCGUCCCCGCCAAUAACAAGAUUGAAAUCGAUAAUUUCGGAUACUUUUGUAUCUCCAACAUCAGGGAUGCCUCGCCCUCCAGCCGUAUCUAUUUCAAGUCCAGCUUCUUACUCGAUGGGAAAAACACCAACUUCAGCAAAUGAGUCUCCUGGUUCAUCUACUGUAAGAGGAGACCCGUCGUUUUCGUCAAAUGCAUUGGUAUCGAUUCCAUUAGGGCCCAAUUCAUCAUUACAAGUCAGUCCCGAUGAUAGAAUCAAUGUCUUUGCAAAUGCCAGUAACGCAAUCAGCAUUGAAGGGUAUUCAAUGCAGGUUCAAGGAGUAUUAUCCUAUGUCGGGUUGACUAAAUGUGAUCCAUUCAUUACAAUAUUGCGCAAUUUCACCGUGCAUUUAUUUCGACAUGGUGAAAUGACUAGAUUUUUGACUAAUGAUAUGACUAAGAGAAGAAGGAGUUCAAAUGCCAGCUCGUCAAUAAGAUCUUCAAAAAAUUCGGAUUCUUGUGCAAUGUCGCCGUUUGCUAAGAAACAAAAGACACAUGGAUUCAGUAUAAGUGAAGCUGCAACUCCCGGAUUGAGUGUUUCUAACGAAUCAAGAAUUAGCAAUGAUCAAAAUGGACAACAGUUUAAACAAGCGUCGAUAAAUGAUUUGAAGAAACAACCGUUGAAUGCAUUUAAUGUUGCCUCUCCGCUUGACGAUUUUUCGCCAGUAGCAGCACAUCCAGCACACUCAGCACCAGAUACAUCUCUGAAUAAAGAUGCCAAGAUUCCGUCGAUUAUGCCAUCAUUGGAAAUGUUCUAUAGUGGGAAACAGGGUAAAAGGGACUACUAUUCAUUGGUUGAAAAAGUAGUUGUUGAAUUACUACCUGAUCAAUUCAAUUCAUUUCAACUAUUUUGUCGAUAUUUCAAGUACGUUCAUCCUUUUAUACCUAUUAUCGAUGAGAACAGCUUGAUUGUUGAAAUUAACCAUAUGUUUAAAAGUUUUCCUUCAUUUAUUCAUGAAAAAUGGACAAGUGUAAAGAUCAAAAAUGACAAUGAUUUAAGAACAUUGGGAAUUCUCCUUUUAAUAACUAAAUUAGGCUAUAUGAGUAUGAUUCACAAUGAUGAUAUUUAUAAUGACUACAACGAGGAAGAAAUGUCCAUGAUUGAAGAUGUGAAAAAAGUGCCAUCUCUGGAGUUCAUAAAAGUGAUAAAUCUAUGUGUUUCCGAUGGCUUAACUGGAGCAAAAUCAUCAUUUAAAUUGGUUCAGUUGUUGACAUUGUACUAUUUUUACAAAGAGAAUGCUCAUGACGAUGGACAUGGCAUAUGUGGAGCAGACUCUCAAACAUUAUUAGGAAUUACAAUGAGGCAUGCUUUGCUGAUAGGGUUGAAUCGUGAUCCUACUUCAUACAUUGGCCAUGAAGCCAUUAUCAAGAACUCUUCCUUGAUUAAGUCCUGGAGGUAUCUUUGGCAUUAUUUGAGUUGUACUGAUGCUGUAAGUGCGAUACAUAAUGGAACUAAUUUGAAUUUAAUGAGUUUGGAAGUAAGCGAUGUUCAAGCGCCAUAUGAGUCCAAGGACAAAACUGGUCAGUUGAAUGAGAUGAUAAAGAAGAUCAUUAUGAUUUGUAAGAUCUAUCGACAAUUGUGUAUUAAAAUCAGCAACAUCAAUGAAAAACCAAGGGUUGUUGAUAUUUUAGCUGAUACCAACUAUUUGGAAAAGAUAUUCUUUGAGUUCUUUGGUAAGGACUUCUUCAAAACUGUUAUUUGUAAACCGGCUAAAGUAGGUGCAAACGAGCAGGAAUUGGAGAUCAAUAGUGUUGAGCAUGAAGAGAAUUACAUCAAGGUACUAAAGUAUUGUUUGUUUAUUCAGUUGAGGACUAAUCUUUCUGGAAUGUAUUAUAUGAUUGCUAUUCAUUACGAAAAUGAGUAUAACGCAUCACGAACGCCCUCGAUGAAUGCAGGGAUUGAAUUGUUCAAGAUAUAUAUCAAGAGUGUUGUUCAGUUGGUUUAUAUUAUGUCCUACGUAUUGGAAAAUUCGGUUGAGUUAUUUGGCAAGAAUUACGAUUACAUUUUGACCUCGUCCAAUGAGCGCCAUAUGAUCAAAACGCAUUCUUUUUUAACUUCGUUUUUUGUCAGGUUAUUGGACCAAAAGAAGGACUUGUCGUUUAAGGUUUUUAAAGAACCAAGCUAUAUACCCAGACUAGAAGUCAUUGAUACGUUAUUUACGGUUGUGCUUAUUGAAGCAGAGCUAUUUGUUGGAAAUUUCAAGAAAUUAUCACGAACUUAUAUCAACAGUUAUCGAAUUCAUAUCAUGACGUACGUCAUUCUUCGACAGUGUGCCGAGAACCCCGAUGUGUUUUUUGAAAAAGCAGUUAAUGACCAGCUGUUUUUCCAUCAGGGGACUAACAUGAUUGAGUUUUUCACGGUGGCAGAAUUGCAACAUCUUUGUCGAUUAUGUAGGGAGUUCCGCAAUGCUAAAGAUGAGCAAAGGAGAUUGAAACGAGAAAGAUUAAAAGCAAAGGGGAUCCAUAUUGAUGAUGAUGAUGGCCAAGAGAACAAGGAGGAAGGAGAGAAGGAGAAGGGGGAUGGAGAGAAUAAAGAGGAAACUGACGACGAUGACGAUGGCAUGGAGAAUGUAUUUGCCACUAACCCUAGUGACUUGGACUUGGAAAGAUUUAGAGAUGAAUCAUUGGCAUUUUUAGGUGUUUCUCCUAAUAGCAAUGGAGUCAAAGGUGGUGGAGGAGGAGGUGGUGGUUCAGGCAUGUCAUUUUUUGAAGGUAGAUGUAAAGUGUUUAAUAACUUGAAUAAUCUCGAAGAUGAUGUAUUGGAUCCUGUUGCAUGUACCGAUGAUUUGAUCAAGUUGUUUAAUAUAUAUGGUGAUUUCGACCAUGACUUGUUUCAAGCUGCAUCUUCAAGACAAUAA